GUUUGGUAUUAUGGGGCUAAAUAUCCCUGCCACUACCCUCAUACGAGUUCCCAAAGACUUUCAUUCUACCCGAAGAAUCGGUAUCUGAACAAAGUAGGAUCCAAUACAAGCAGCACCGACAGUCCCGCUUCAAAGAAAAACUAUGGGAGCUUCUACUUUCUCCCAGUCCUUUGCCGAAGGAUGUGAGGCAUGGGCUUCACUGAUGCUUCCUGCUUUAGUAGGAUGCGCUUUGCUUAUCUAUCAAGCAUUCUUUGCCAUCCAAUAUCCUGCCAACCUCCCACUAGCUGGUGAGCCUGAUGGGAAAAGAACGUUCAGCUGGCGAACGAGGUGGAGGUACUAUAAAGACUGCGAGGCUCUAUACAGAGAAACAUAUGAGAACUACACCAAAAGUGGCAAGACAGUCCUUCUCCCGGGUCUUGGAUUUCGCCGCGACAUCGUCUUGCCUCAAAGCGCAAUGCGGGAUAUCAUGGCCCGUCCUGAAAAGGAACUCAGUCACGCCGACGCGGUCCUGGAACUUGUUCAGCUGAAGUACUCACUUGGCCAUGAAAAAUACAAAAGCGAUCCCUGGCCUUGUAUGCUUGUCAAGUCGGAUAUCAAUUCCAAGCUGGAGGCAGUCUGCGAUGGUAUGAACGAGGAACUAAAGUAUGCAUUUGAUAAAUAUAUUGGAUGUGAUACCGAGUCAUGGAAGGAAGUCGAUUUGUUGGAGACAAUUCGAAUGGUCAUUAUGGCCGCAGCAAGUCGAUUUACCGUCGGAUUUCCGCUCUGCCGCAACGAAGCGUACCUUCGAGCCUGCUGGGAAGUCAAUGAUGGGAUAGUGAUGAACGGCGGUCUGACCGGCGCGACUCCGCGUCUUCUGCGCCCAAUUGUUGGCCCGUUAAUCACGAUGAAACUCCGUCGGAGCAUCGAACAGGUCAAGAAACAAGUAGAGCCUAUCUACCACCAGCGGGUGCAGGCAUUGAGCCAGCAAAACAGUGCGGGAAUGCCCGCCAGCGAAGAACCGCAGGAUCUCUUCCAGCAAAUGCUCUGUUACGCCCAGAGAGAACGACCAGGCGAACUGCACGACCUCCCCAGCAUGUCCAGACGGCUGUGUUUUGCCAACUUCGCAGCUGUGCAUCAGACAACCCUGCUUGUAACAAACAUGAUCCUCAACAUCGUCAGCUCAGACCCGCAAUACAAUACCAUCUCCGUCCUCCGAGACGAAGUGAACGAUGUCAUCGGCCCCAACAGCGGCACCAAAUGGACCAAAUACAAAGUCGCGCAGAUGAUCAAAUCCGACAGUGUGGCGCGUGAAACCAUGCGUCUAUAUUCAAACACCAACCGGGGGGUCUUCCGCAAGGUCCUAGUCGAGGGCAUCAAAACAGAAGAUGGAAUCGAGCUGCCCAAAGGCGCAUACGUCUCCUUCCUGGGUCGUCCGCUCCAAUGCGAUCCCGAAGCUUUCGGAGAUCCUUUCGAGUAUGAUCCCUUCCGGUUCUCUCGGAUCCGCGAGCAGGCCCCGAAAGACACGAAAGGCAGGUCUAGCGCGAGUCAUCUGAGCUUUGUGUCGACUUCGCCCGAGCAUCUGCCCUUUGGGCAUGGAGGCCAUUCGUGUCCGGGUAGGUUCCUGGUAGACUUUGAAAUCAAGAUGAUUGUUGCCUAUCUUCUGAUGAAUUAUGACGUCGAGUUUCCGGCCGAGUAUAAGGGACAGAGACCUGCAAAUCGGUGGAUGGCUGAGGCGCUGAUGCCGCCUUCUGGGGCGCAAAUUAGGAUAAAGAGACGAAGCUAGGUAUUUUUAUGAUUCCUUUUUUUGACAGUUUCGGAAGUAAGCCAUAUGUGGAUCAAAAUUAAGCCAGACGUGGAAGUACCAAAAUGUUUCGUUGCAAGUUGGGUAUAUAAAACAGCAUUUUUGGUUAUAUAUAUACCGUCUUCAUAAUUCCAUAUUGAGCAGGAAGGUGAUAAAGAGAUUUUUAAGCUGAGGGCAGCUACUAACCUACCC
Monascus purpureus is the source of this 1972-nucleotide messenger RNA. Lineage: Eukaryota; Fungi; Ascomycota; Eurotiomycetes; Eurotiales; Aspergillaceae. The record is from the annotation of a GenBank genome assembly.